UCCAAGUGUCCUCUUUUAACCCCAGUCCCAUACCAGUCUAAUGUUCAAGGGGGCUUCAUUUUUGUUACUGUGUCAUAAUUUAUUUUAGCUUACAGCCUUGCUAUUCUCUGUGCAAGCUAGGCCAGCAUUGUCAUCCACAUUUGUGGGUUGAGUGAAGUGGCUGAAGCCGAGUGUCUUGUCUAAGGCCUUCUAGAAAACUCCAGGCUGAGACAUGAUCUGAAGAAGCUGCCUUGCGUCAAGUCAGACCAUGGAUCCAUCUAGUGCAGCACAUGGACUGGCAUCAGUUUUCCAGGGUUUCAGGUGGCAGUCUUUCCUUAACACCAGCUGGAGAUGCCCAGGGUUGGAGAAUUAAGGACUCCGCAGGCAAAAACAAGUGCUCUGCCAUUGAGCUAAAGGCCUUUUGGUUUCAUAGCUCAGUGUCUUAGAUCAGGCAUCCCCAAGCUGCGGCCCUCCAGAUGUUUUGGCCUACAACUCCCAUGAUCCCUAGCUACCGGGACCAGUGGUCAGGGAUGAUGGGUACAGUAUUGUAGUCCAAAACAUCUGGAGGGCCGAAGUUUGGGGAUGCCUGUCUUAGAUACUAGGCUACUCUUUAGGUAGUUUCUGUGUUUAGUGAUGUGGGCCUUCUGUUGGAUUUUUUCUGCUCUCCUAAGUUGAUGGAAAUUUGUUUUUCCAUAGUUAUUUAACCUAUAUUUAAUAAACAAAACUUUAAAAAUCUAUGCUGUGUUGCUAUUAUGUUCUGUUAUCAAUGCCUGAAAAAAAAUUCCAGUCCCUUCAAGUAGGUGAAAUGAAAUAUGAGCAGGUCAAAAAUGCCAUUCUCUUGCAUUAGAUGAAGAUGCUGAAAUAUUUUUAACGUGACUGAAAACGACAUGCAAAAUACAUACUGUAGUCGCAUAUCAACAGCCAAUAUCCCUGUCAGUGGACUUCCCCUUCUCUGUUCCCCCCACCACCCUCAAACCUGCUGCAGAGUUUCUCCCACCAUCCUAAGCAGAGUUUGGGGGAGCUGCAGGGAGGAGGAGUGGAAGGGUGAAUCUGGUUGGACCAGAGGAUAUCUGUUCUGAUAAUUGCAGAAAGUAAGGGUUGUCUGGGACAAUUUUUGUACUUGUUUAAUGUGUUUGUUCAAUUGUGUUCAGAUUAAUUCAUUAACACAUACAUUUACAUAAUACAGUAGUUCUGAAGAAAGCAUGUUUUGUGUUUAGACAAUGAAAUGUAUGCAGAAAAUAAUGAAGCAUUUACUUUCUGUGUGUAAGGAAAGGGCAUACAUCUUCUAAAAUGGUUCUUGCCAUUUGUAUUUUUACAAGUUCUUCUAUCUUAAACCCCACCUUAAAAGGGGAACUUUUGAUUAAUUGGCAGUACCCACUUCUGGUUUUUACCAUAUACAAAGAUUUUUUAGUGCCUUCAAAACAUUUGAUGACAACCUGCAUUCCAGGAUGGGAAAUUCUUUAGCAAAACGAGGGAAAUUUGAUGAAGAAUUUGUGCUGUCUUCUGAUUCCUUCUGUUUCUUUCAUCCUCUCAGGCCGCUGCCAUGGUGAAGGAAACGGGCUACUAUGAUACGCUGGGGGUGAAGCCAACUGCCACCUCGGAUGAGAUCAAGCGGGCCUACCGCAAGUUAGCCUUGAAGUUUCAUCCGGACAAGAAUCCCAGUGAGGGCGAGCGGUUUAAACUCAUAUCCCAGGCUUAUGAAGUUCUGUCAGACCCAAAGAAAAGAGACCUCUAUGACCAGGGUGGGGAGCAAGCUAUUAAAGAAGGAGGCCUAAGUGGCGGCAAUUUCUCUUCACCCAUGGACAUCUUUGACAUGUUCUUUGGUGGUGGAGGCAGAAUGAAUAGAGAAAGAAGAGGAAAGAACGUUGUCCAUCAGUUGAGUAUAUCCCUUGAAGACUUGUACAAUGGAGCCACAAGAAAGCUGGCGCUUCAGAAGAAUGUAAUUUGUGAUAAGUGCAAAGGCCUCGGUGGAAAGAAAGGUGCUGUGGAAAAGUGUCCUACCUGCAAAGGGAGAGGAGUGCAGGUGCUUGUUCAGCAGAUUGCGCCUGGAAUGGUGCAGCAAAUCCAGACUGUCUGUCCAGACUGUAAAGGCCAAGGGGAACGAAUAAAUCCCAAAGACAGAUGCACCACCUGCAAUGGCAACAAGGUGGUUAGAGAGAAAAAAAUAAUAGAAAUACACAUUGACAAAGGUAUGAAAGAUGGUCAGAAGAUAGUAUUUCACGGAGAAGGUGACCAGGAACCUGAUUUGGAGCCUGGAGAUGUCAUCAUUGUGCUAGAUCAGAAAGACCACCCAGUGUUUCAGAGAAGAGGCAAUGACUUAAUUAUGAAAAUGAAAAUUCAGCUCACGGAAGCCUUGUGUGGCUUCAAAAAGACAAUUGAUACCUUGGAUGACAGAGUCCUUGUAAUAACUUCCAAAGCAGGUUGCAUUCCCAGAGCAUCAGUGGAUUUCCAAGGAACGGCUACCCUUGUUAGAAGCUCUGCUUCCUCCACGAGAAGAAGUAAUGAUUUCAGAAGACAUGGAUCAAGUUGAUCUUGUUGAAUUUGAUCCAAGAGAGCGAGCUUUCCGUAAUCAUGGGGAAGCCUAUGAGGAGGAUGAUGAAGGUCCUAGAACUGGUGUGCAGUGUCAGACAUCUUGAACUGGAGGUGUAA
This is a messenger RNA of Zootoca vivipara (common lizard), 2628 nucleotides long. The record is from RefSeq and is a predicted model, not a curated record. Lineage: Eukaryota; Metazoa; Chordata; Lepidosauria; Squamata; Lacertidae.